AUGCCAAGGAAAUUAUACCGAGGAAUAUUCAUUCCAUACUCUGGUAACCCAGAAGUAGUAAAAUUAAAUAUUGAAUCUGGUGGUAUUCGACGGAAAUUAAAUUGUGAACUUACUGACAAUGCGACUCUUCGGGCAAAGGGUUACAAACUUUGUCUAUUUUGUGAUGAUGUCGGUAUCAUGAAAGGUUUACCCGUGAACCCUUUGGCUACUCGUUUAGCAUGUAGUCUUUUCGGAAACACUACAUAUCAUUUGCCAGUAGUAGGAAAUACUCUCCUAUUGGAUGAUGAAAAAAACUUAACCGUUGAAGACCUUAAUUCACUACUAAAAGCGCCUACGGAUAUACCUCAUACAAAAGAAAUUGCAAAUUGUUUAAUGGCAGAUCUCCUUCAAGUAAAAGUUCUAUACGAGUUCUCUUUCGAAAAAGAAUUCCGAGUAAUUCACAUUGUAUGCCGUGAAGUAUCUGGAAAAGAAAAUAUGUCACAACUAAAGCCGGCUUUUCAACGCAUAUGUUAUCUUGGAAAAGAUAUGGAAUCACUUUCUAUUGAUAAUGAUUAUUGGAAUUAUAUAGUAGUUCCGGUUAAAAAUAUUGAUCGUAUUAAAACGACAAAAUUAAGAAAGUCUUUAAGACCCUUUCGAGUCCUUAUUGAUGGAAAAGAGUCG
Molecule: messenger RNA, 660 nt
Organism: Acaulospora morrowiae
Lineage: Eukaryota; Fungi; Glomeromycota; Glomeromycetes; Diversisporales; Acaulosporaceae
Source: the annotation of a GenBank genome assembly